UAUCCAGGUUUGCAACUUCGCAAUUCCCUCUGGUUCCCACCGGAAGCACCCCCAGAUUGAUUGCUUCGCCGGCAAAACUUGACGUCCGAUAAUGUACGGCGGCUCCGGUAAGCUUGGCCGUGGCCGAGGUGGUGGUCCUGUCAAGCGGAAUAUCCACACCACCUUCCAACCAUCUUCUGUUCAACGCCCAUCCACUACGCCUGGCGGUGGUCGUCUAUCAGCCGGCGGUGGUCACCGUAACCGUAGUAAUACGCCUGUCGCUCCCGCUCUAGUAUCUACGGCAGAGGAAACAUUCAGUUUAGUUCGUAACAACCCUCUCAAUUUUGGUAUGAUUAUCAGGCUCUCACCUGUCCUUGUUGAAGAAAUCAAGCGCCUUGAGGCGCAAGGCGGUGCCGCCAGGAUGAAAUUUGAUUCGAGUGCUAAGAAUCCUGCUGGAAAUAUCAUCGAUGUAGGAGGCAAGGAGUUCAGAUUCACAUGGUCCCAAGAAACUGGAGACCUAUGUGACAUAUAUGAAGAAUGUGAAAGUGGUGAUAAUGGAAAUGGACUGCUUGUUGAAUCUGGAGGUGCUUGGCGAAAGUUGAAUGUGCAACGUGAAUUAGACGAGUCAUUUAAAAAUCAUGUUAAAAUGCGCACAGUGGAAGCAGAACGCAAACACAAAUCACGGACAGCCAUUGUUUUAGACCACCCAUCUACGAAGAAUCAUAUGAAGGCCGUAGCUGCCGCUGAAGUAAAUAAUACGUGGAGAGGGUCAUACAAACAAAAGAAAGAACCCCCUUUCAAAAAGAUGAAAGCCGAUACUUAUUCAGGCCCUCCUAAAUCUGUUGGAAAAGCUAGAUUGUCCUCGUCAACUCCUUCCAAAGUGAGGACUUCUGCUUCACCACUACUAUCUACACCCGAACAAUCUGGAGCUCCAUUAUCCCCACAUAGAAAUAGCAAUGCUCUUAAAGUACAUGCAAACAGAGAUGAUGCUACUUUGAAUCAAUCUAGUAAAGAGAAUGCUGGCACCUCUGAGAAAGAAAUGCUCAACAGAGGUUCUGUUGGUGCCAUACAGAAUAAACCAGGGAGCAACGAAAAAUUUGGAAACAAACCUACUGACCUGCCGAGUUUGCUAAUAUCUCUUCUCAUGGAGAAGCCACAGGGAAUGAACCUCAAGGCUCUGGAGAAAGCUGUUGGAGAUACCAUUCCCAAAUCUGUGAAGCAAAUUGAGCCCAUCUUGAAAAAAGUUGCUGUUCUCCAAGGUUCAGGAAGAUAUAUUUUGAAACCCGACGUCGAUUUAGAAAGUUUCAAGAAAUAUUCAUCCGGAAGUGGAAGCUCUCCAGAGAACAAUCAUCACCACAGAGAGGUAACUGCUCCAGAAUCUAGCUUUCCCUCGAAAGCUAAUGAUGUAAAAGAAUCCGAGGAACCAUCUCACCUUAUUUCUGCACCUUAUGAGGAGUUAAAUCUUUCAGAAAAGAUUGAUAUCGAGCACCGUUCGCCAGAUGUAUUAAGCGAGAAAAAAGUUUCUGAAAAUAGUGAAGGGCCUGCAGCUAGCUCUAGCUUGAGCGGAAGUGACAGCGAUAGCGAAAGUGACAGCAGUGAUAGUGGAAGUGACAGUGGAAGCCCUAACAGAAGUCCUGCAGGAAGUGGGAGUGGGAGCAGUGGUGACAGUGAAAGUGACGCCUCUUCAAACAGCAAAGAGGGGUCUGACGAAGAUGUGGAUAUUAUGAGUGAUGACGAUAAAGAACCCAAGCAGAUAUUACUACAUCCAGAUCCAGGGUUGUCAACACCUCGAGUUCCUUCCACAGCUCCUGAAGUCGGAUAUGCACGUAAUUUGGUUGAUGAAAAGGAUGAAGAAAAUGGGUCUGAUUUUGUUGAGCUCGAGAGAGAUUUGUUUGCAGAUAACCAGGAAGCUGAUAUGCAUGUAACUACCAACUCUUUUCCUGAUAAAGAUGGAGAUAAUUAUGCAGAUGAGAGCCGAAAUCUCUUCGUCAAUCAUAUCGAGCAUCAAGAUAGAAAUUUACACAGUGACAAGGAAAAUGUGGCCAAGGAUGGGUCGGAGGAGAUUGAAAGAGUUGUACCCAGGACUAAGGCCAAAAGGGGAUUUGAUGAAAAUGAACAUGCAAAAAGAUUAAAAACAGGGAACUGGGCUAGACCAGCAAUCCCUAGGGGGAGAAACUCUUUCUCGGAAAGCCCUCUCAGUAGAUCUCCUGACGGGCCCAAUGAAGUCCCUUACAGGGGUCCUAUGGUUCAAAUGGACAGAACUGUUAGGGAUGUGACUGAUUAUGACUAUGAAAAAGUUGAUAACCGUGAAGUCCCUGGAAAUUCUACUUCAGAUUCCCCGAGAUCAGGCCCAAGAGCGAUUGAUCUUAAUGCACGAGCAAAAGCUCCUGCUAGUAUGGAGAGGACAGAGAGAUAUGUUGAAGGUUUGGACCUGGAUAGGUACUCUGAAAGGGGUCCUCAAGGGCAUGAGCCAUUUUUCCCGCAGAAGGAUAAAACCAACAAAGAAAUACGAGAUGAAGAUGGUCAUUCCAAGGAUAGAAGGCCUCCAAAGAAUUCUAGGUUGGGUGCUGAUGGAGGCAAACAUUCAGGCUCUCAUCAAAAGAAACAUGAUGCUUUGAUUGGGAAGAUUAAGGAGGCCGGAUUAGUGUCAACAUCACAGCCUAAGGAUUCUCCCAUUGAUAACUAUAGAACUGACAUGAAAAAGUCUCCUGUCGUAAAUGGCCGUGGAGCUACACUCCGGAGAGAGGCUUCAGCCUUGGAAAUGGGUGAAUUUCGUGAGGACUUGCUUGAAGAAACAUCUGGGGCUAAGAAGCGUUUUGAGAGAAACAGUUCCUUCAAACAAUCAGAGAACAAACCAAGUUCAGAUCACCGGAAUCUGGAUGCAAGUAAAGGAAAUCUUGCUGGAAGAACAAGUUUAGAUUCUGCAAAGGCGUCUCCACUUCAAUCAGGUAUUGGCACGUCCAGCAUUCCACCGAGCUUAUCUAAAAAGCUUAUUUCCGAGGAUCACAAUGAUGAUUUUGCAAGGAUUAAUGGCAAGCCCAUCCAGCGGGAGACUCAGGCACUGUCAAGAGUAGAUCAUGUGAAACCUGGGUCACAGCAAAAUAAAUUUGCAGAGACAAACAGUAAAGGUAGACAUAACGAGGCUGGGGCAGGUCAGGGAAUUGGUUCAGAAGGGUACUCAGACAGUCAAAGAAAAGUUCCACCUGUGGGUGCAGCACAGAAGUAUGAGAAACAAGGAGCUCCUCCUACGACAAGAGAUAACAGAAGACAAAAGUCCAACGAUUUGGGGGAGAAAAGGAAGGAUUUCUGGCUGGUAGAUAGUAGGGAUAGCGGACAAAAGAGGAGGGAGAUGGAAUCUUCUUCGGAUGACAGUAUCACUUCAUAUACCAAGUAUGAGAAGGAGGAGCCAGAGAUGAAAGGACCUAUAAAUGAUCUUUCACAGUACAAUGAGUAUGUGCAGGAGUACCGUGAAAAGUAUGAUUGCUACCACACGUUGAACAAAAUUUUACAGUCUUACAGGACUGAGUUUCAAAUUUUUGGAAGGGACCUUGAGCUUGCUAAAGGAAGGGAUAAUGUUAGAUAUAACAAUAUAUUGGAGCAGUUAAUGGAAUCCUAUCGCCAGUGUGCAACGAAACAUAAACGGCUAAAGAAGAUUUUUGUUGUGCUUCAUCACGAACUGCAGCAUUUGAAGGAGAUGAUUCGAGACUUUGCGGAGAAACAAACAAAAGGAUGAAUCACAAAUUCGCGUUUGCAACCCGAUCAUGAUGUGGCUUAUUGAAACAGGAAACCUCAAAUUGAAAUGUGGAGAGAGAGAGAGAGAGAGAGAGAGGCUUUCAGUGUUUUAUUUUUAAUUUCACCGUGUUGCCUAUAAGUAGGCUGCUCGAUUUCGUUCGAUGGUUUUCUUGAAUCGGGCUAUGAAUGGAGAUGUUGAAUGACACCUGGUUGAGGUUUCGGUAGACAUAUUGGAGAUGGAAAAGUUUUGGAUUAGUUUCGGUGGGCGUUGGUAUAUAAACGUUGUACAUGUAAUUUUGUUACAUCUUUUUUCCGGUUUUUUUUCCGGUCAGAAAUGGUUUUUUGGGUGUUAUAUUUGUAGUGCACAGAGUUAAGGUUUCAAUUCUAGCAGUUUGAUUGAAUUUUCUGAUCCAAAAGUGGAUCUCAAAAGCCUUUUUUAGCUUUGUACAAAAGUAUAACUAUUCAUGAACGUUUGUUGUUUAUUUGAGCUUUUAGGUUAUGAAGUCAUGCGUUAAUACU
This is a messenger RNA of Cynara cardunculus var. scolymus (artichoke), 4230 nucleotides long. Its product is annotated as dentin sialophosphoprotein. The transcript is spliced from 12 exons. Bases 92 to 3712 code for a protein of 1206 amino acids. NCBI's taxonomy places the organism in Eukaryota, Viridiplantae, Streptophyta, Magnoliopsida, Asterales, Asteraceae. The record is from RefSeq and is a predicted model, not a curated record.